AUGGUUGAUCGUACUUUUGUUGGCUUUCUGCGCUUUAGCUUUAUCUUCUUACUUAUCUUCAUGCAAUCUGGUCAUUGCGUUAAAACCAGUCCCAAAACGGAAGCUUCAUUGCCGCCAUCAAGUCAUAACCAUCAACAACCCGGUGUUUCGCCUAGACCUUAUCAUUCUCCAGCCAAAUACGCUCAAGCAUUGCGUAAAAAUGAAAGUCGUCAUGCUAUGUUGUAUCAACAUUAUGCAGAUAAGAUUGGAACAACUAAUAAUCCACAUCAUCAAGCUAUUUAUGAUUCUCUUGCUGAAAAGAGUUUCCUUUCUUCACGUAAAAGUGCUGAAAAGGCGGAAAAGAUGGAAAAAGUCGCUAAAGAGUUACAAAUUGAUAGCAACUUUUCUGUUAAAAAUCAACCAAGAACUCGUUUGCAAGCCAAGAAAUUGCAACAAAGUCAACAAGCUGCUACAAUGCACGCUGAUAACGGCACCUCUGGUGCUAUGCCGUGA
This is a messenger RNA of Meira miltonrushii, 492 nucleotides long. RefSeq lists its product as uncharacterized. The transcript has a single exon. Bases 1 to 492 code for a protein of 163 amino acids. The record is from RefSeq and is a predicted model, not a curated record. Lineage: Eukaryota; Fungi; Basidiomycota; Exobasidiomycetes; Exobasidiales; Brachybasidiaceae.